GCAACAAGCCGCACUAUAAAAUUGCCGUCUAGUCCUCUUUCGUUGGAUCUGAGGUGCAGGUGCUGGUUCUAACCUUGCUCAUCCAAGCUAAAACCCAGCUUGUUAAUGCUGAAAAAUUGUGGAGACCUGAGCUGAAGAGUUUUAAAGAAGAUCUUCAAUGUCUGAUCUGUGCUGGGAAUAUUUGUUCGAGACAUUGUAAGAAGGGUCAAGUGCUUUCAAGAUGAGCCGGCCAAUGGAGGAAGAGGUUACCAAGAAUGAGGAGGAGGAGUUUAAUACAGGACCCCUUUCAGUACUAAUGAUGAGUGUCAAAAAUAACACUCAGGUGCUCAUUAAUUGUCGGAACAACAAAAAACUACUUGGUCGUGUUAGAGCCUUUGAUCGUCAUUGCAACAUGGUUCUUGAAAAUGUCAGGGAGAUGUGGACUGAGGUACCAAAGACAGGGAAAGGCAAGAAAAAGGCCAUGCCAGUGAACAAGGAUAGAUUCAUUAGUAAGAUGUUUCUCCGUGGAGACUCUGUAAUCAUUGUUCUUAGGAAUCCCAAGUGAGUGAGAGCUGCUUCGCAAUGAAAGGGAUCUUGUGAGGAGUACAAGUAUAUUAAUAUAUCUGAAGUGGAUAUUGGCUGCUGUUAUUGUCACAGCAAAACUUGGUUUUAUGCCAGAGCCUUUCCCCAUUUCAGAAGAGUGUGUUUCAUAUGGGCUGUAAAACCAAAUUUAGUUUCUCUAUGUAGGCAGUAUAGCUGACAUGUACGCAUGGAAUCAAUACGACUGGUGUCGAGUAGUUACAGUAGGUACCCCUGUUAAGUUGCGAUUACUUUGUUGUUGACAUUGUACCUGGUAGGUAGUUAUUCUCUUACCCUCUCUCUCUAAUGUCUUGAAUUAGUAUAAUUUCGUUUAUGAAAAUAUCAUGGCCCGUUAUCUCAA
Molecule: messenger RNA, 919 nt
Organism: Manihot esculenta (cassava)
Lineage: Eukaryota; Viridiplantae; Streptophyta; Magnoliopsida; Malpighiales; Euphorbiaceae
Product: small nuclear ribonucleoprotein Sm D2
Exons: 7
Coding region: 221-544 (107 amino acids)
Biological process (GO): RNA splicing; spliceosomal snRNP assembly
Cellular component (GO): catalytic step 2 spliceosome; U1 snRNP; precatalytic spliceosome
Molecular function (GO): RNA binding
Source: RefSeq, a predicted model, not a curated record